CUGUUUUUCGCUGAUCUGAUCUGAUCCCCGAUCCGUCUGUGUACCCUCUGUAACUGUACCUGCUCCACUCCACACUCCACCCACGCACUCCAUUCCCGCCCAAUUCCUCCCGCCACGCCUCUCUCCCACAACAUCUCUCUCCCGCGACCGCCUGCAAAGCCUUGCAAUCUGACCUCCCUUGUAGUGCCUUUGUUUCUUGCUGCCCGCUGACCCGCCAACCCCCCGGCUCUGCUGCCCUCCAUACCCUCGACUGCACACCGAAACCGCCCUCGCUGCACCCCCGGCCUGCUUUACCGCUCUGCGACCUCGUCGCUGAAACACUGGCACCCCCUCGCCGCCAGCACUCCUGUACCUUUCCACCUCGACCCUUUGCUACCUGCCUGCCUCGCAAGUCCACCCUCUCGGUGCAACCUCAAACUUUGCCCGUCACCCUUCUCCGCCGCUUGUGCGACUUCCCACCUGCAGUCUACUCACACCCUUCCCGGAACCUCGCCCACUACUACUACUACAAUACCUCUCCUCUCCCUCCCCCUCGACCGCCUCGAGAGGAAUCACCGGGGACCAUGGAUAAUUCUCUCGACCAAAGCGGAGGAGGAGGAGGCUAUUUCGGCUUGAGGUCCGAAGCAGACGCUUCGUCUCCCUCUUCGGCAAGACCGGAGCCCAUUCAAGUGCGCAAGCAGUCACGCAUGUCCCGAUCUCAAGCGCCGCGACCCAUUAUCACUCCUACGAGCCCCAGCCCUCUACCCUCGACCAUUUCCCACGCUUUGCCCUCUGCACCGGCAUCCCCGCCCACUCCAGCGCCCUCGCCAACCCCCACCCAGCGCGCUCUCGACUGGAGCACCGCCGCCGAACAUGAAGACUCAAACAUCAAGGAUAUACGGUCGCUGUUUGGUAACAUGAGUCGGCCGGAGCGUCUGCGACUGUUGGGGGAGCUUUUGAACCAGUGCGGCAGCCACGAACUGAGUUUCGUCGCCGAAUUUGUCAGCCCGAGAUUAAAGAAGGAUCCCUUCAUGGUUCUGCCCACCGAACUGUGUCUACGAAUCCUGGAAUGCGUAGACGACCCGACCACUCUCGUCCGAGCCUCCAUGGUUUCCCAAAAGUGGCGCGAUAUGGUCAACGACGAUGGCGCGUGGAGAGCAUUGUGCCGCAAGUUUUCGUUCCGUGGGCUGCCGAGACCUGAGCGCUUCGAGGAAGAUGAGCCAGGGACGUCAGAGUGGGAUGCUUCAGAGACACAAUGGCUGCACCCUAGCCGAGCUUCACGCAUAGAGGACGCUACGAUGAAGGAACAGAUGGACGGCGCAUCGAGCACUACGAGCGAAGGUCUGCGGACACAGAGUCUGGACCGAGCAGUGAAAAGCCCAUUGGCACAGCGGAGACCGAAGGCUGCCACAUACCGGUCGCACUUCAAAGCCAGGUACAUGGUCGAGACCGCCUGGCGACAAGGAGGACUCUGCGAUUCCCGCCAGAUCACACCUGACCAAGGAGUCGUUACGAGCCUGCACCUCACCAAGAAAUACAUUGUCGUGGCUCUUGACAAUGCCAAAAUACACGUCUUCGACACACUUGGGAAUCACCAGAGGACACUCCAAGGUCACGUCAUGGGCGUGUGGGCGAUGGUCCCUUGGGGCGAUCUGCUGGUCAGUGGUGGCUGUGAUCGAGAUGUGCGGGUGUGGAAUCUUGAGAACGGUACCUCGGUGCACACGCUCCGUGGGCACACAUCAACUGUGCGGUGUCUGAAAAUGUCCGACUCGAAGACGGCAAUCUCGGGUUCGCGAGACACGACUCUCAGGGUGUGGGAUCUUGAAAGGGGUGCUUGUAAGCAUGUCUUGGUAGGCCACCAGGCUAGUGUGAGGUGCCUCGAGAUCCAUGGUGAUAUUUGUGUGUCUGGCAGCUACGACACAACGGCCAAGAUCUGGAGUAUCUCGAGCGGCAAGUGUCUGCGCACACUCACGGGUCACUUCAGUCAAAUCUAUGCCAUUGCUUUUGACGGGAAGAAGAUUGCGACGGGAAGUUUGGAUACCAGUGUCAGGAUAUGGGAUCCAACCGACGGGAAAUGCUUGGCUGUGCUGCAAGGUCACACUUCGCUCGUUGGCCAGCUUCAGAUGCGUGACGACAUUCUCGUCACCGGCGGGUCCGAUGGAUCGGUGCGAGUAUGGAGUCUCGCCGACUAUCAGGCUAUUCAUCGACUGGCAGCGCACGAUAAUAGCGUUACUAGCCUGCAAUUCGAUAAUUCUAGGAUCGUCAGCGGAGGCUCGGACGGUCGGGUCAAGGUCUGGGAUUUGAAGAAAGGAACUCUGGUGCGCGAGCUCUCGCAGCCAGCCGAAGCCGUGUGGCGCGUCGUCUUCGAGGAAGAGAAGGCUGUCAUUAUGGCGUUGCGGGCUAGUCGGACCAUCAUGGAGGUGUGGAAUUUUUCGCCUCCAGAUGAAGCCAUCGAGGAGUUACGCUCCGUCAGUCCAUUGAGCAUGCCCGAUCACCCCGACUUCGACUACAAUCGCCCACAAUCUGCGGCCUUGCCGUCAGCGACAAUAUCAACACCCGCGCUGCCGCUCCCCCUGCCGUCGGCGGAAGAGGAUCGCAGUGAUGUCACCAUGUCUGAUGCCACUGAAGCUUAG
This is a messenger RNA of Periconia digitata, 2612 nucleotides long. Lineage: Eukaryota; Fungi; Ascomycota; Dothideomycetes; Pleosporales; Periconiaceae. The record is from the annotation of a GenBank genome assembly.